This is a messenger RNA of Osmerus eperlanus (European smelt), 2554 nucleotides long. RefSeq names its product matrix remodeling-associated protein 8-like. Gene Ontology annotation, biological process: cell adhesion; cell differentiation. Bases 223 to 1563 code for a protein of 446 amino acids. The transcript has 12 exons. Lineage: Eukaryota; Metazoa; Chordata; Actinopteri; Osmeriformes; Osmeridae. Gene Ontology annotation, cellular component: membrane; cell surface. The record is from RefSeq and is a predicted model, not a curated record.
GGUAGGCCUAUAGUAACCUAUCGGGGGUGGACUUCGGGACAAGCAGACGGUAGAAAACUUUUGUUCAUUUUCCGUUGCAAAUCGGGUUAUUUGCAUUUAAUGUGGUUCAUCAAACAACAAACAAUAGUGUCUCCCGCUGUUGUCGCUGGCUAACGAAAAGACAAUUGAUGAGCGACCGUAUUUAACUUUUCGCUCUCCGUUGAAACUGCGCCGCGCUUCGAUAUGAAGACUUUGGCGGAGCUGAUUGCCCAUUGUCUUCUCUGGGUUCAAAUCCCAGCUGCCUUUUUCAUCCCAGCCGUCCUGGCCCAGUCAGACGGCAGCAGUAGUGUGGUGGUGGCGGGCUACAACGUGAGCGCCCCUGCUGGUUCCAGGGUGGUACUGCAGUGUGUGAGUGGGAGGAUGGUGUGGACCAGGGACAGGCUGAGGGACAGGCAGAGGGUGGUCCACUGGGACCUGUACCGAGCUGGGCCAGACUACGCCAUGGAGAGGGUGGCGGACAUGUUCUCAGCUGGAGACCAGCGCAUCUACAACUCCUACAACCAGGGCAGGGUCAGCCUCAGCCAAUCAGCUUUCAGCAACGGCAACUUCUCCUUGGUCAUCAGAGAUGUGGCGAUGACUGACAGAGGCCUGUACUCCUGUAAUCUGCAUCAUCACUAUUGUCACCUGUAUGACACAGUCAGGAUACAACUCAACGUUACCAAGUCUCGUCGUAAGGAGCAGAGGUUCUGGGAUGGUCACAAGGCGGUCUAUGUAGUCCUGCUAGGCAGCACAGUGAUGCUGCCAUGUGUCAACAGGAAGAGCGUCUGGACGGAGGGGGCCAGUGAGGAGGAGCAGCAGGUGGUCCACUGGGACCGGCAGCCCCCGGGGGUCCGUCACGACCGCGCUGACCGCCUGGUGGACCUGUACGCCUCGGGGGAGCAGCGCAGCUACGGGCCCCUCUUCCUCCAGAGGAAGAUGAACAUCAGCUCUGAGGCCUUCUCACAGGGAGACUUCUCUCUGGCUAUAUCUGAUCUACAGCCGUCAGACCAGGGGGUGUAUUCCUGCCACCUCCACCACCACUACUGUGGUCUUCACGAGAGACGAGAGUUUCAGCUGACUGUCGGACCAGCCCAGCCUCAGCCCCAGCCCCAGCCUCAGCCCCAGCCCACCCAACCACCCAGAGCACUGCCCAACGAAGAUAAAGACACCAACAGAGCAGAGGCCCCACGAGUCAUCAAUGUCAUCCUGCCUGACCAGCGACAUCACUUCCUGCUGCCGCUGGGCUACGUCCUGACUACACUCCUUCUCCUGGCCUUUGUCAUCCUCAUCAUCAUCCUCAUCACCCGCCGGCGCACAAGUAGAGACAUGGAGUUCUAUCCACAGACAUCAGAAAGGUCCAACAGAAGUCCCAAAACCUCCAACGAGUUUGAGAUGGAGGUCUCUGAGGUGAAGACAUCCAACCUGGAGGACAGCAUCCUGGAGUACAAGAACAAUCUUCUGAAAGAGAAGGCCCAGAUAUCCACUCUCACUUUGCCUAAAGUCAUUGACCUGGACAAAGAGAAGGACAAGGUGAUGUGGAAGUGAGAGAGGGUGAGCCACUGGCUGGUCCAGAGGCAACAGUACCUACCACCUGACCUGCAGGAGACAAGCCAGACAGGGGAUGCAAAGGAGGAGGAUUGAGGGAAGAAUUGAUGGAUGUGUUCAGACUUGUAGAGGGAAGAGGAGGCUUGACUGUGAGAGAGAGAGAGAGAGAGAGAGAGAGAGAGAGAUAGAGAGAGAGAGAGAGAGGGAGAGAGAGAUAGAGAGUGGGAGAGAGAGAGAGUUAGAGAGAGAGAGAGAGAGAGAGAGAGAGAGAGAGAGAGAGAGAGAGAGAGAGAGAGUGUUGACAGUUUAAAACAUAAAGUCGUCAGCCCCCCCUCUCUCUGCUGUGUAUUAGUUUAACUCUGACAGCAGUCCACUCAGGACGUCAGGAAUUUUCCACGGUCUUAUAACAAAACAAACCUGUUCUAUUUCCAGUUCAUACCCACACAGGGCUCUUAGACAACUGACAGUUGGUUCAGAACUAUCAAUCUAUAUGUAUUUUAUAUUUUUAAUAUCAUACAGUUAAACAGCAGCAUUUCAUUAAUUGUUCAUAGUUCUAUCAUGAAAACUUUUUUGAUUCAACCUUUAGGUACAACUAUUUAUUGACAAGAUGACGAAUAGUCCACCAAAAUCUAAUUGAUACAGGGUACAGUACUCCAUCUAGUGGCUACUGAAAGCAUAGCCAUGACGAGGGCUAAACUGUUGAUAGAAUUAGUUAAAAACAAAAAUAAUUGGUCGGCCAAAGCACAUUGAGGUCUGGAUCCAAUCAACAUUCCACUUUGAUACGUUUUAAAGUUUUGUACCAGUGUAUUCUGACAUAAUUGUUUUUAUUUUUGCUUAAAUUGACUGAAACCUCUUAGUCUGUUCUUGUUCUUUGAGACAUCUCACCUUUACUGUAACGUGCAUUUUGUGCUUCAUUUUUGUAUAUGUCUAUUAGCCACGUAUGAUUUGUAUCGAAUACACUUCCUACAAUAUUAAACUAAAUUGCCUGAUA